This is a messenger RNA of Gastrolobium bilobum, 1638 nucleotides long. RefSeq lists its product as uncharacterized. The coding region runs from base 13 to 1338 and encodes 441 amino acids. The record is from RefSeq and is a predicted model, not a curated record. The transcript has 7 exons. NCBI's taxonomy places the organism in Eukaryota, Viridiplantae, Streptophyta, Magnoliopsida, Fabales, Fabaceae.
AAAUCGUAAACGAUGGGCACUGCUUUAUCUUUCUCGUUUCCGCUUCUUAUUGGAAACCCCAUUUCUCGUUCAACACCUCAACCACCUAUCGCCGUGGCGGCUUCUUCGCAGGCUGCUCCCGCCACUUCUUCAACAACCAAAUUGCUCACUUUUCUCGGCAAAGGUGGCUCUGGCAAAACCGCCGCCGCUAUCUUCGCCGCUCAGCAUUAUGCAAUGGCUGGAUUGAACACAUGUUUAGUGAUACAUGGCCAAGACACUACUGCUGACUUUCUCCUAAACCGUAAGAUUGGAACUUCCCAUGUCGAAUGUAGCAAGAACCUCUCAGCUGUUAGGUUGGAAACAACCAAAAUGCUUCUUGAACCUCUAAAACUUCUGAAGCAAGCAGAUGCCCAGCUUAAUAUGACACAAGGCACACUUGGAGGGAUUGUUGGAGAAGAGCUUGGCAUCCUGCCUGGGAUGGACUCAAUCUUUUUGGUACUUGCACUUGAGAGGCUUGUAGGAUUUUUGGGGACUGCAGCUUCAAAGAGCCAACAAGAUAAAUUUGACCUGAUAAUAUAUGAUGGUAUCAGCAGUGAGGAAACCCUGCGAAUCAUUGGUGGAAACAGUAAAGCAAGAUUGUACUUGAAAUAUCUCCGCAACUUGGCUGAGAAAACUGACCUUGGGAGAUUGGCUGCUCCUUCACUCCUGAGACUUGUGGAUGAGGCCAUGAGAAUAAGUAACAGCAGAUCUUAUUUCAAUGGGGGAAUGAGUUCAGAAAUAUGGGACUCUUUGGACCAAUUGCUGGAGAGAGGAUCUUCUGCCUUCAGCAACCCUCAGAGAUUUGGUUGCUUCCUUGCGAUGGAUCCAAACGAUCCAACCUCUGUGAAUUCUGCGUUACGAUAUUGGGGGUGUACAAUUCAGGCUGGUGCUCAGGUUUCUGGUGCUUUUGGGAUAACCUCUCGGCAACAAAAUCUAGAAUCAUUGGAAAGGGCAAAGAAAAAUUUCACACCCUUGCCUUCUGCAUUCAUUUCAAGUUUGUCAAUGAACAGCCCAAUAGAUUGGAGCAGAGUUCUACUGGACACUCUCAAUGAAGAUGCUAGGCAUCUUCUUACUUCGCUAUCAAGUCAAUGCAGUAAUGUGCCAUCAUCAGUUAAAUUUGAUAUAAAAAGAAAAUCGGUUACUCUCUUCAUGCCAGGCUUUGACAAAUCAGAGAUCAAGCUAUACCAAUAUCGGGGAGGAUCUGAGCUGUUGGUAGAAGCUGGAGACCAAAGACGUGUCAUUCCUUUGCCUCCAGAAAUUCAAGGAAAGGUUGGCGGAGCCAAAUUCGAGGACAGAAAUCUUGUUAUUACGUUGCUAUAACCUUGUUAUUCUUUUUCCUUUUCAUCUUUUAUGCCAGAGCCCUGAGCGAUGUACCAUGCCUGCUGAUGAUUAUUCAUGUUACAGCAUAGGCGAUUCCUUUUAGUCAUAAUUUUUGCAUGUCUUGCUUUCAUCAGUGAUUAAGCGAAGGAACAAGCAUAGUACAUUACUACUAGUUAAACUAUACCUCGUAUAUUUGGAGAAUCCCUGUUCUUGUUUUUGCUAGUGUAGGGAAUAUAUUUCACUUGUUCAUUAUCUCCUUUGAAGUUUACAUCGGUAUCAUAGGUCUCCAGUUGUCUGAUC